CGUGUCUCUGGUAUGGUAUAAAAAGCAGACCAAACGCUGUGCUCAUCACUGCAUUAGUUUACUUUACCUGGACAGGGGUGCCUGAUACUCAUCUACAACAGAUUCCCCAGAGGAAGAAGAAUUUACACAAAUCAACAUGAAGGUUCUCAUACUGGCCGCUCUUCUCUGUAUGCACUCUGCUGUGACCCAUGCUGCGACCCGUGCUGCACCUGCAGAUGUCGUGGAGACUCUAGGCAAAGAAAACACUGUUCCAGAGGAGGCUGUCGAGGUAGAGACUAUGGUGGAGGGCCCUCUGCCAGCAGCUGAGGCUGCAGAGACUGGAGUUCAAGAGGAUCUGCUUCAUGUUGAGGCCAUGGAAGAAGUAACUGAAGAUGUUCAAGCUCUUAAUCUAGAUGUUGUAGAUCGGAUGUCCCUGUGUUCUCCUGGCUGGUUCCGAUUUGGUUCCCGCUGCUUUAUGAUGGUGACCUCCAGGAGGAACUGGCUCAAUGCUGAGAGGUAUUGUGUGUCGCAGCAAGGCAGUCUGGCCUCUGUGCAGUCUCCUAAUGAAUACAACUUCCUGCAGAGUCUGGCUAGACUUUCAGGCGAACCAACAGCUUGGAUCGGAGGUUUCCAUUUCCAGGGUGCCUGGCUGUGGAUUGACAGAGCUGGUUUCUAUUACACUAACUGGCAGACACAGAACAGUGGGUCAAGUUAUCCUUGCUUGUACCUGAAUUCCAAUAGUGGCUGGUCAAACAACAACUGUGCAGCAUCGUGCGCAUUCUUCUGUGCCAGGAGCAGACCCUCCUGCUGAUGAAAGACACCUGCAGUGUCAUUUCAUGUAAAGAAAAUGUUAGAUGUCACUGACUUCCAUGUUAUGUAGAGGAACAAUCAGGCUUGGAAAUCUUCAAAUCACAUUUUGAACAUUUAUGUUGUUGUUCUCGGUUGUUGUUGAAUAUAUCUGAAAUGUAGUAUUGUGGUUUUAAUGUUUGUGAAAUACAAUAAAUAUGUGCUUUUAUUUA
Messenger RNA from Clupea harengus (Atlantic herring), 998 nucleotides. Its product is annotated as ladderlectin-like. The record is from RefSeq and is a predicted model, not a curated record. NCBI's taxonomy places the organism in Eukaryota, Metazoa, Chordata, Actinopteri, Clupeiformes, Clupeidae.